CGGGUCUUACUCAAUCAGCGGACAUUUGUCAUUCACAAGAUGGCGGGUACUGGUGGUGAGUCUGAAGUGGUGAAAAUGGAGGUUGAUUACAGCGCCGAAGUAAAACGGCUUAUUUCGGAUUGUGAGAUGGAAGGAACGGUACUAAGCGAAGCUCUAGAGAAACUUCUAGCCAUGGAGAAACUGACAAGAACGGCUGGAGACGCCAAUUCCACUGGUCACAUUCUCGUCUUCAUCAUGAAGAUCUGCUUUGGAUCUGGCGACUGGCCUUUGCUCAACGAACACAUAGUUAUGUUGACUAAGAGACGUAGUCAACUAAAACAGGCCGUAACGAAGAUGAUACAAGAAGCAUGCACAUAUGUGGAGCAGACUCCAGAUCUAAACACUAAGCUGAAAUUAAUUGACACACUCAGAACAGUUACUGAAGGGAAGAUAUACGUGGAAGUAGAAAGAGCGAGACUUACUCGUCGUUUAGCUCAAAUUCAAGAGGAGCAAGGUAACAUUAGUGAGGCUGCAAAAAUAUUACAAGAUCAACAGGUGGAGACUUUUGGUUCUAUGGAGAAAAGAGAGAAAGUGGAGUUUAUUCUAGAGCAAAUGAGACUGUGUCUAGCUAACCAUGACUAUGUUCGGACUCAAAUCAUUAGCAAGAAGAUCAGUGUCAGAUUCUUUGACACUGAAAGUGUUCAGGAUCUUAAAUUGAAAUAUUAUCAGUUGAUGAUUACUCUUGGUGAACAUGAAGAUGCUUUUCUGACAAUAUCAAGGCAUUAUCAAGCUGUAUUUGAUACUCCAUUAGUUAGAGAUGAUCCAGCAAAACGACAAGAGGCAUUGCGGAAUGUAGUUCUUUACUUGCUGCUGGCACCGUAUGACAAUGAACAAAAUGAUCUUGUGCAAAGAGUUAGUCAGAACAAAACACUAGAAGAAAUACCAACUUACCGAACUCUUUUGCAACAAUUUAUUACAAUGGAGUUGACUGGCUGGAAUUCUCUUUGUGAACAUUUUGACACUGAACUUCGUCAUGGUGUACCAGAUGCACCUGCUACUGGAGUAUUCAGUCAUGAUACGGAAAGUGGUAAUCAACGAUGGAAGAUGUUUCACAGGAGAGUUAUAGAACAUAAUAUUCGGGUUAUAGCAACAUAUUAUGCAAGAAUUGGCUUCUCUCGAAUGGCAGAACUUCUUAACUUGACAGAGAAUGAAGUAGAGGAACAUCUUUCUUGUAUGGUGGUCAACAAAACUGUUUUUGCUCGAACAGACAGACCGGGAGGAGUUAUAAGUUUUUUGACACCUCAAGAUCCAAGUCAAACGCUGAAUGUAUGGUCUCACAAUAUUGACUCUCUUAUGGCUCUUGUAAACAAAACAACUCAUCUAGUGACAAAGGAGGAAAUGGUCCAUAGCAAAUGUAUGCAUUAGCUUGAAUUGGGAGUGGGAUGAUGGUAUUGCUAUGAUCACUUGUACUUGUGAGAUGUGGGCUUCACUAAAUACUUUGAUUCUGUGAUUAUUUGUAUCUUUCACUUUUGCUGCACUCUGAAGUUAAUAAGUGGGUGACUACUGUGUUA
This is a messenger RNA of Corticium candelabrum, 1550 nucleotides long. RefSeq names its product 26S proteasome non-ATPase regulatory subunit 12-like. The record is from RefSeq and is a predicted model, not a curated record. The coding region runs from base 40 to 1404 and encodes 454 amino acids. Gene Ontology annotation, cellular component: cytoplasm; proteasome regulatory particle, lid subcomplex. Lineage: Eukaryota; Metazoa; Porifera; Homoscleromorpha; Homosclerophorida; Plakinidae. The transcript is spliced from 10 exons.